UCUACACAUAACACCAAAAAAAAAAAAACAAUUCUCUCUCUCUUCGCAAAACCACAAAGAAAAAAAAGUAGAAAGACUCAAUCUUUUUGCUGAAUAAUCUCUCUUGUGGGUCUCUUCUGUGUGUAUCUAUGGAUGACAAAGGAAGAAGCUCAAAGAACAACAACAACAACAACAACAACAACAACAACAUGGAAGACGAAAUGGACAUCAAGAGAGGUCCCUGGACCGCUGAAGAAGAUUUUAAGCUCAUUAAUUACAUUGCUACUAAUGGAGAAGGUCGAUGGAACUCUCUUUCUCGUUGCGCAGGACUCCAACGCACCGGUAAAAGCUGUAGACUGCGGUGGUUAAACUAUCUUCGCCCUGAUGUCCGCCGUGGAAACAUUACACUCGAAGAACAACUCUUGAUCCUCGAACUUCAUUCCCGUUGGGGCAAUAGAUGGUCAAAAAUCGCACAAUACUUACAGGGAAGAACGGACAACGAGAUCAAAAACUACUGGAGAACACGGGUGCAAAAACAUGCAAGACAGCUGAAAUGUGAUGUGAACAGCCAACAAUUCAAAGACACAAUGAAGUACUUAUGGAUGCCUCGGCUAGUCGAGAGGAUCCAAUCCGCCUCGGCCUCAGCCACAGCAACAGCCGCAGCCACCACCACAACCACCAACACCACGGGAUCAGCCGGCACGUCAUCUUGCAUGACAACCUCUAACAAUCAAUUCAUGAAUUAUGACUACAACAACAACAACAUGGGACAACAGUUUGGUGUAAUAAGCAACAACGAUUACAUCACGCCGGAAAAUUCCAGCGUGGCAGUCUCUCCGGUAUCAGACUUGACGGAGUACUACAGCGCUCCAAACCCGAACCCGGAAUACUACUCGGGUCAAAUGGGGAAUAGUUAUUAUCCGGAUCAGAAUAUGGUGGGUCCACAGUUAUUACCGGAGAAUUAUUUCGAUUACAGUGGAUUGUUGGACGAAGAUCUAACGGCUAUGCAAGAGCAAAGUAACCUCAACUGGUUCGAAAACAUUAAUGGCGCUGCUUCCUCUUCAGACAGUUUAUGGAACAUUGGAGAAAGUGAUGAAGACUUCUGGUUCCUACAGCAGCAGCAACAACAGCUCAACAAUAAUGGUAGCUUCUGAUCAGAGCCGGCUCUAAGAUUUUAAGGGCCUCAAUCAAAAAAAAAAAAGCUGUUUUGUUUUGACAAAAAAAAGAGCUGUUGUAAAUAUUGAAAAGAACAAAAGAUAAGCAAAUUAUUAUUUAAAGAUAA
This is a messenger RNA of Camelina sativa (false flax), 1261 nucleotides long. RefSeq names its product transcription factor MYB108. Gene Ontology annotation, cellular component: nucleus. Gene Ontology annotation, biological process: regulation of DNA-templated transcription. Gene Ontology annotation, molecular function: sequence-specific DNA binding; DNA-binding transcription factor activity. The record is from RefSeq and is a predicted model, not a curated record. Lineage: Eukaryota; Viridiplantae; Streptophyta; Magnoliopsida; Brassicales; Brassicaceae.